AACUUUAAUUUAACCGCACGUCAAUUCUUUGUUGACGAAAACAACCAUAUCGCCACGGAUGCGUUUAUUUCGUGUUUGUCUGUAUAAAAGACCGUAUACUCUGAUCUUUGUGUCAGACUUUAACUAACUUUAAUUUAACCGCACGUUAGUUCUUUGUUGACGAAAACAAGAGGGGUUCUCGUCAAUCCCACGUCACUAGAACGCGGCAUAAAAAGUGGUGGAGUGUCGCCGUAGUAACUAACAGGCGUCUGAGCAGAGGGCAAUUUAGCGUUUUAUUUGGUUGCCUUGAACUACUUUUCUUUUGCCAUGAAUUGUAUUGAUGAGAAUUAAAGUACCAGAUGCUUAUGGAUGCACCCAAGCAAAGCCAAGUAGGUGUUGGACCCGCCCAGAACCAAAUGCGAAGAAACAUGGGAGACUAUGCCGAGGUUCACGGACCCCACAGAGCAAAUCGCGGGUAUUCAGGGGAUCUCGACAACUCGCUGCAGCCUCUCCAAGUCCACAACGGUCUGUCUAAUCCACCGCGUGCGUCCACCCUGAGGGAAUGUGAGCUCAUCAUCCGUCAGUUGUACAACACCAACAGUUUACAGUCCCAGCAAAUUGUGCGCUACAAGGAGUUGCUGGAAGAUAUUGUGCUCAACAAGAGAAUCACCCCCGAAAACUACAACCUGACCAAAGCCUUCCUUGCGGAUGAUAUUUGGACCGCCAUUGGCCUCCCGGCGCUCACGCAGGGCCUCAACUCAUCUGUGGCGGAGCGCCAGAGACGGAAUCGCGCCGUGCACAGAAGCCACGUCAAGGGCACGGUGCGAUGAGAUGAUCCAGAUGCUCACCUCUCACCUGCAACUACGGGGACAUGCAAAGUCAGUGUCCGUGUGAUGUCACAGAUCAAACAGCCAAUCAAAAAGCCGUGGAAGAACCGAGAGAAAUGUUUUCGCUGGGUAGAAGCUUGUAAACGGCAGGGAUUUACAGUACCUAAUGUCACCAAAGACACAUAUAUAUAUAUAUCAUUGUCAAUUAUUCUCAAAGCAUCCCCUGAUCUUAAGCCCCCCAAAAGAGCUACGAAAAACUCCCAAAAACCCUACUAAAAAAAAUCAUUUUAUUUAAUCGUAUUUAUAUAUUUAUCAUAAAUGUAUCAUUUAUUCAUAUUACCUUACCAUACUACCAUAUAACCCUAACCCUAAAUAUUUCUGACACGUCACCGGUCCGUACCUUUCCAUUCGCUUGUGAGUUACUCCAUCAAA
Messenger RNA from Syngnathus typhle (broad-nosed pipefish), 1238 nucleotides. Its product is annotated as coiled-coil domain-containing protein 74A-like. The transcript is spliced from 5 exons. The coding region runs from base 339 to 809 and encodes 156 amino acids. Lineage: Eukaryota; Metazoa; Chordata; Actinopteri; Syngnathiformes; Syngnathidae. The record is from RefSeq and is a predicted model, not a curated record.